CUGGCGUCGACGCUUUGGCGAAGAGCUGAGCUAUCAAAGAUUUCUCUCAUCAAUCACCCAAAGCGGAAGUAACAUCAUCCAAAUAACUUCACUAUUGUCCACAGAUGGAUGUGUUGGUGUUACAUGGGCCAUCCUACCGGUAGCUAGCUUCACCUGUCGAGAUGAGAGAAGUCUAAACCCUCUGGAAUCAUAUCUGAUGAUACGGUCAGCAGAUCAGAUCUUCUAAGGGCGACUCCAUGCUAUCUGAUGAACUUGAUUCCAAGCCUGAGCUGCUGGUUGAGUUUGUCCAGAAUGCCUCCAUCCCCUUGGGCCAAGGCCUGGAGGAGGGGGAAGGGGAGGUGGGAGAGGCCCACAGCACCUGCCUACAGGAGGGAGGUGAGGGUCCCGUCACCUGCCAGCCCCUCCAGACACCACCUCCACCUCCACCUCAGCUGCCCACAGACAACACCAACAUAUGCAGCCCUCUGCAGCUGACAGACGCUCCUCUGUCCCCUGGCGUUGAGGGCUUUGUCCCCGAGACCCCCCUACAGCCCCAGCGGAACCCCAGCCCGACACCGGGACCCCACCCGACAACCAUCGCCGCCACCCACGACCCGACUGCCGCCCACACACAUGGACACACCCACCAACACGGACACAUUCAUGCACACGCGCACGGCCACACUCACGGACAUACCCAAACACACACACCCCUCCUCCAGGAACUGCAGCAGGCAGACACCACCUCAUACGUCCUCCUCAACCUGGCCAAGGGUCUAGCGGCGUCAGCUGAGUCGUUGGUGUUUGUUGCGGAGGAUGAGGAGGGGGCGGGGCCUGCGGAGCUGCAGCUGGAGGAGGCUGCGGAGGGCGAGGAGUUACACACAGACGUGGGAAACCCCGCCCCCUGGUACCUACGAGUUCAGGAGCUCGCCCACGACAGCCUGAUCGCAGCCACGCGCGCACAACUAGCCAAGGACGCCAGAGAGAGUGAGCAUCUCCACGGUUACCAGUCUGAUGGAGGGCGCAAGGAGCAGCCGCCUCGCAGUCACCGUGGAAACUCUGACAAGGUGCUGCGCUGUCCCUACGACAACUGCCACCGCACCUUCACCUGGCCGGCGCACCUGAAAUACCACCUCAAGACACACAGGAAUGACCGUACGUUCCGGUGCGGUGCGGAGGGCUGUGGGAAGAGCUUCUACGUGCUGCAGCGUCUGCAGGUGCACAUGAGGACUCAUAACGGGGAGAAGCCCUUCACCUGCCCAGAGCACGCCUGUGGAAAACGCUUCACCACCGCCGGCAACCUCAAGAACCACCAGAGGACACACACAGGAGAGAAGCCAUUUCUGUGUGAGGUGGAGAGCUGUGGUCGUUCCUUCGCAGAGUACUCCAGUCUACGCAAACACAUGCUGGUCCACUCAGGUGAGAAGCCCCACAGGUGUGAUGUGUGUGGCAAGACAUUUUCUCAGAGCGGCAGCAGAAACGUCCACAUGAGGAAGAGACACGGAGAGGAGCACACAGACACAGGUGAGGCUCUGACCCACUCUAGUAUUCUGGAGGCAGAUGGAGCCGGCUCUGGAGACGCCAUGGUUACCAUGACAACAGUGGAGCCAAUCAAUAUGCACCACACCAUGCUGAGAGGCCAAGACUCGGUGGUGGUGCUGUCUCCGUCCCAUGACCUGGUUUCCAUGACUACGGGAGGUCACGCGUAUGGAGAGGACGUGGUGGCACUGCUGUAGUGGCCACAGACCAACCUGACCGGGCUGCAAACCAAUGUCCUACAGACCACCUAACUGCUGCAAACCAAUGGUCAUUUCUCCCAAUCUCUCCUGCAGCCUUGAUGUCAUCGUUGAUCAAAGUUUUCACUCAAUAAUGUCUUGCAAGAACACAAUUCUGUCUUUUGCGAUCAGGAUGUUACACUGGGUGUGAGGAAAGGACGGAAGGAAAUGGAAUGACUUGCAAACCUGUCUGUCUGUGUACCUGUCUGUGUGUCUUACUCUACCUGUCUUCCUGCUUCCUGACUACCUGUCUGGCCGUGUGAGUGGGCUUUUUACAGCGGCAGUAUGUACAGACAUCAUGUAGAUAUUUCAUUAUCCACCUGUCUUUAGGGGGGGAUGAUUUUUUUUCCCCAUAAAGAAUUAAAAUGUAAAAAUUAAGAUUUGUACAAACAUUUCUGCACCGCCAAGGUUGUACUGGAAAUGCAUUACUGAGUGAUUGAGGUCCAAAGACGAGGAGUCGAGUUGGUAAAACAGAUGAAGUUUUAAUAAAAUCUCAGAGCACCUGUAAAUAAA
Engraulis encrasicolus (European anchovy) is the source of this 2267-nucleotide messenger RNA. RefSeq names its product zinc finger protein 410 (gene znf410). The coding region runs from base 237 to 1715 and encodes 492 amino acids. Gene Ontology annotation, molecular function: RNA polymerase II cis-regulatory region sequence-specific DNA binding; DNA-binding transcription factor activity, RNA polymerase II-specific. Gene Ontology annotation, cellular component: chromatin; transcription regulator complex; PcG protein complex. The transcript has 12 exons. NCBI's taxonomy places the organism in Eukaryota, Metazoa, Chordata, Actinopteri, Clupeiformes, Engraulidae. Gene Ontology annotation, biological process: regulation of transcription by RNA polymerase II. The record is from RefSeq and is a predicted model, not a curated record.